UAAKUUGUUUAACUAAAUUUUUAUUGWGUAUUAUUAUUGAUUUUAAUUAAUUACAUACCUAUUGUUUUAUUUUUAUAURUUUAAACACUAAUCAACUAUGGCUGUAACUCAUUGUUUUAUAAAUUUAUUAUUUUCCUAUUCUUAAAUGUUUCUAAAUUUACCCWUGUAAGACCUAUCUAAAUACUCACAAUCUGUAAUAUGAUUGAUACCUAUUGUAUAAUAUAAAAAGUUUUGGAUACAAAAAAAGUAUUUAAAAAUGGCUCCACUAAUAAUUGAUUUUGAAAAAGUAUGUCGAUUAUGUCUUCGAGAUGAUGAUGGGCAAAGUAAAAUGAUAUCAAUAUUUGAAAAACCAAAUCUUGAAGAGACUAUAAGAAAUUGUGUUCAAAUUGAGGUGUUAUCAAAUACUGAUGAACCAACUAAUAUAUGUACUAGUUGCAUAUUAAGUUUAGAUUCUUGGGUCAAAUUCAAAUUGCUGUGUGAUAAUACCAAUGCAUUCUUACAGCAAUACAGACAGGAUAAGAACGAGUCUGACCUAGUGUUCAAUUAUGACAUGACAAACUUAGGACCAAUGGGAUUCACACCUUCUCAAAUGUCAGACUUGAGCAUCAGUUUUUUUGAAAGUGAUUCCUUAUGGAGUGGUUUAUCACAACCAUGGAAUGAAAUUGAUACUGUAUGUACUGAUUCAACUAUUCCAAAAUAUAUGAAAAGAGUACAACCACCUGAAGAUUUAAUUAAUGACACAAUAUCUGGUAAGGAAUGUUUGGAUAUAGCCUUAAGUGUAUUCAGUAAAAAAGACACUAAUUUUACAUACACCAAAGCCAAUUGGUGGAAUCCCAAAGCUAUUUCUAUGAAAAAAAUACAGAAGGAAAAUGAAAAACCUAUUUUAAAAAAUGGGAUUUCAAAAUCAAUGACUAAAUAUAAUCGAUAUCAACGUAAAACAUAUUCCUGUAAUGUAUGUUCAGAAACGUUUUCAAAAUUCAAUGAUCUCAUUGUACAUGAUUCAAAUGUGCACUCUGACAUGACUAAGAACUUUAGUUGCAAAAUUUGUGGAAAGCUGUUUUUAUCUGAAGAACGUCUACAGAUACAUGAGAAGGUUCAUAGAGAAAAAUUGUAUGUGUGUCAAAUAUGCCAAAAGAAGUUUACUCAACAGAAGACUCUUGAUAUACAUUUGAAUGUUCAUAUUGGUUUAUACCCUUGUCAGAAAUGUGAUUUUAAAGCUCAAACAAUGUACAAUUUAAAAAUUCACGAAAGUACUCAUUCAAAUGUCAAAGAGCAUUGUUGUCAAGAAUGUAACAAGGAAUUUUCAACUGUAUCAUCAUUGCGAAGACACAAUCGUCUAGUUCAUCAAAAGUUAGUUUGGUUCCGAUGUGAUCAAUGUAAUUACUCUACAAGCCAGCCAUCAAAUAUUAAAUAUCAUAAAUCUAUCCAUGAACCACAAAAUUGUGUUUGUGAUCAUUGUGGUGCAAGUUUCAAAAACCGAGAUUUGUUCAUGAUACAUAUUAAAACACACGAAGAAGCAAAGUUAAGUUGUGCUCACUGCACAAAGUUAUUUAAAAAAAAGUCACACCUCAAAGAACAUUUGAGCAGCUGCUAUGCACUGGGGCCUAGCAUAAAGAAAUUUAAAUGUGAUGUGUGUGAAAAAUCCUUCGCAAGAAUCAAGAAAUUGAAUACUCACAAAAAUAAAUAUCAUCCAAUUAUUAAUGACAUUUAAUAAUUUAAAAAAAAAAAUGUUUUUUCUUAGUAUUUUUCACAGAAUUACAAAUACUAUAAGUUAUUGUUAUACUUAUAACAUAUACCAACAUUUUCAUUUAUUUAAACAAUCAUUAAUUUAUUAGGUAUCAUUCUACUCAAUGCCAAGUGACUUUUAAUUGUUUUAAUAAUUUUAUCAU
Molecule: messenger RNA, 1889 nt
Organism: Diuraphis noxia (Russian wheat aphid)
Lineage: Eukaryota; Metazoa; Arthropoda; Insecta; Hemiptera; Aphididae
Biological process (GO): regulation of gene expression
Cellular component (GO): nucleus
Molecular function (GO): zinc ion binding
Source: RefSeq, a predicted model, not a curated record